Messenger RNA from Somion occarium, 1911 nucleotides. The record is from the annotation of a GenBank genome assembly. NCBI's taxonomy places the organism in Eukaryota, Fungi, Basidiomycota, Agaricomycetes, Polyporales, Cerrenaceae.
AUGCAGAGGCAACGGAUUCUCUGACUUCUUCUUGACCGGCAUAUCGCAAAAAUGAUACUCCUGCAUACGCGCAGAAGAAGACGACUGAAAAGGAUCGUAAGUUUGACGCUUACUUUUAUGAAUGAGACGAUUCUGCAUUCGAAAUGAAGUCAGCCAAUCUACUCUUGCACUCGUACCAUAGCCAUGGUUUCUACUACCGUUGUUUCCGCCCCCGGUAAGGUCCUCCUAGCUGGAGGAUACCUUGUAUUGGAUCCUGCAUAUUCUGGAGUGGUGGUAUCGACGAGCUCUCGGUUCUAUACAGUGGUGCAGGAUUCGGGAUUAGCUCAGGAUGUCGGACGCCCAAUUCAGAUUCGCGUUCGAUCACCCCAAUUCGUCGAUGCAACUUGGACGUAUACCGUCAACGUUGACCGGGAAAGUGUUCGCGUAGACCCGAUCGCAAAGAACCACUCAAAGAACAAGUUCGUCCAUCUGGCUCUAGAACGAACUCUUGCGUUGGCUCUGGAGUUGAAAGGCUUGCAGGCUUUGCAAGAGAACCUCUCGAACGACCUUGCUAUCACAAUUGUCGGCGACAAUGAUUUCUAUUCUCAACGAGCUCAGCUGGCCUCUCGCAACCUCCCACCGACUUUAGAAUCACUGUCAAAACUUCCAUCGUUCCUUCCAACUGGUGUAGUAAUCUCAGAAGUGCAUAAGACAGGCCUCGGUUCCUCCGCUGCACUCAUCACAUCAUUGGUGUCCUCCCUACUCCUCCACCUGAAUGUCAUUCCCUCGGAUUCAUUCAGCACUCAGGGCGGUUCGGAGUCCGCCAGUGAAGGUAGACUACUGGCACAUAACCUAGCUCAAUACGUUCACUGUCUUGCUCAGGGCAAGGUCGGGAGCGGGUUUGAUGUGUCUGCAGCUGUCUUCGGAAGUCAGCUUUAUACACGGUUUGAGCCCGCCGUGCUACAACCUCUGAUGAGUGGUCAAGUGCCGCCUGGCUCUCUGCAUAAGGUUCUGACACCAUCGAAUUCGGCGUGGAAUUUCAAAGCGGAGCCGUUCCAGCUUCCCCCGUAUGUUCGUCUGAUGUUAGCAGACGUAGAUGCUGGCAGUGACACGCCGUCACUUGUCGGCAAAGUGUUGAAGUGGAGACAAGAGAAUAGCGCGGCGUCUAAGAAAACAUGGGACACCAUCGAUGGCCACAAUCAGAAACUCAGCAAGACCUUACUUUCCCUCUCACAACUGGGAUCAAGUCAUCCUGGACCGUAUCAGAAGAUGAUUAAAUACCUCUCUACCCUGCAGUCUGUCCAGUGGCUGUCAAACCCAAGUCUCCCUUCAGAGGAACAGACUAUUGUCGAGGCGUUCUCUCGAGCAAGACAAGCGGCUGAGGAUAUUCGUAAUAAUAUGCGGGAAAUGGGCAAUCUCUCGGGGGUUCCAAUCGAGCCACCAGAGCAGACUGAACUCCUUGACGCUUGCACAUCCGUCGCAGGUGUGAUUGGUGGUGGUGUGCCAGGAGCUGGAGGUUACGAUGCCAUCUGGCUGCUGGUCUUCGACCCCGCUGAUUGUCCCAUCGAGGAGCUACCAUCUACUCGUGUCCAGGGUGUGUGGUCUUCUUGGAAAGGUCUUGACGUGUCGCCGCUUCUCGCGUCAGAGAGCAAAGAGAAAGGUGCUCGUGUUGAAGACUUGAAUGCUAUACCCGGUCUGCAGGAUGCUGUUAAUGGAUCAUCAUAGAGCAGGGAUUGUUUAAUGUUGUGGCAAGUCUGAAAGAAUGUAUACCAUGAGUCGUCCUAAGUGUCUUAUUUAUAGAUUCUAGAUUUCUGUGCAUGUAUACUUAGCGAUCAUUGACGUAUGAGCCAGGCUAAAUUUAGUCACCGUGUACAUUGUCUACUGUGCCAAGGACUUGAUUACUACGCAAAGUCGUACCGACACCAGGAAACG